GCUUUGAAUGUGAGCUGCCCUCCAGCCCCCCUCUCUCCUUCCCUCCCUCCAGCACAUCGUAAAGAGAAGGAGGGAAAAAAAAAAAAAAAAAAACAAAAAAAAGAAAAAAAAAAAAAAAAAAAAGAGAGAAAAAAAAAAAAAAAAAAAAAAAAAAAAAAAAAGGGUUUCAACAACAGGCUGGGCCAAUGGCAAGUGGCGAGGCAGGGAAAGGGGGCCGAGCGAAGGGAGAAAAAAGUGGAGAAAGGGAGAAAGAGAGCGAGAGAGCGCAGGCUGGGGGGGAUGUGUAAAAGAAGAAGCGUUGCUAAUUUUUUUUGUUUGUUUGCUUUUCCAUGCAUGCAUAAUGAAGCCUAAUCAGAGCACGUUGCUGCUGCUCGGAGGGCACUUUUGUAUUUAAAGCCUUGCAAAGAAAAAAAGAUCCACAGACGGUUCCGCAGAGCAGCUUGCAGGGCUUUUUGACAACAGAAGCAACAUCAGUCGUCCAGAGAGAAAGAGACCGCGAAGGCUGCCUCUUCUUUCCCCGUGCUCUCGUCUUGCUAGCGGGGAAAGACGUUGCUUCUCCGCGCCACCCGAAAGCGUGAUCCGUACCGAGAGGGAGUGAGCGGAGMCGGGACUGUGACUGGGAUCGGAGCGGCUGGCAUGUGCAGAGAUGCUGCGAGCGGAGAGUUAAAAGCUCCCGAGGAGGCAGCAGCAGCAGCUGGGCACUUAUUUUGUGGGCAAAAAAAAAAAGGAGAAGGAACUGCAUAAAGAGCAGGACAGCACCAUGAGCUCUCUCGGCGCAGCCUGCGAUUCCCCGAGCGCACUCCGGAUCCGCUGUCGUCCGAGCCCCUGUUUGCACUGACUCCCCGCACCUCUCCGGGCGCCUUCACCGCCGCCUCGCCGAGCCCGGAGCAGCGGCUGGGGGACACGGGAAGGCCCCCGGGCGCCUGCUUCGUACCGCGGCCCCGCCGGCUUUAGCCCCCGGGGACUGGAGGGCCCCGGGCCCGGCGCGCAUGGAUUGAUGCGAGACCUCAUGCACACGGCCGGCGGGAGUUUUGGAAACUUUUCCACGGGCGGCAGCUCCUUCUCCUCCUCCUCCUCCACGUCUACCAGCGCCUCUUUCCAGCUCGCCCGCGGCAGCAGCCGCUACCCCCGUCCGCGAUGGUGGCCCGCUCGCCCGCUCGGCACGGAGGCGGCGGCAGCGGGCGGCGCUGGCCGCGGGCGGCCGCCUGGCUGUGGCUGGCGGCGGCGCUGGGUGCUGUGUGGCCGCCUCGGGGCUCGCUGGUGCAGGGCCGGCGACUGAUCUGCUGGCAGGCGGUGCUGCAGUGUCAGGGGGAGCCCGAGUGCAGCUACGCGUACAACCAGUACGCCGAGGCGUGCGCCCCGGUGCUCCUGCAGCAGCAGCCGGCGGCGGCGGGCGGCGGGGACGGCCCGGYGGGCGCUGCAGGCGCGGCCGCCUCCUCCAGGCGGCGGUGCCCCAGCCACUGCAUCGCAGCGCUCAUCCAGCUCAACCACACCCGGCGUGGCCCGGCGCUGGAGGACUGCGACUGCGCGCAGGACGAGAACUGCCGCGCCACCAAGCGCGCCAUCGAGCCCUGCCUGCCCCGCACCAGCAGCCCCACGGGCGGCGGCCCCGGCGGCCCCGGCCCGGGCGGCACCGGCGUCAUGGGCUGCACGGAGGCGCGGCGGCGCUGCGACUGGGACAGCCGCUGCAGCCUGGCGCUGAGCCGCUACAUGACCUACUGCGGAAAGCUGUUCAACGGGCUGCGCUGCACGCCCGAGUGCCGCGCCGUCAUCGAGGACAUGCUGGCCGUGCCCAAGGCCGUGCUGCUCAACGACUGCGUCUGCGACGGGCUGGAGCGGCCCAUCUGCGAGUCGGUCAAGGAGAACAUGGCCCGCCUCUGCUUCGGCGCCGACAUGGGCGGCAACGGCGCGGGCAGCAGCGGCGGCUCGGACGGCGGCCUGGAGGAGUACUACGACGAGGACUACGAGGAGGAGCCGAGCCAGAAGGGGAGGGACGACGGCGAGGACAAUGCGGGCGCCGAGCCCGGCUUCCCCGUGCAGGCGGGUAGCGCCGGCCGGCCCGCCGGGGCUGCCGGGGCUCUGCUYGCCUCCAUCUUGGUGCCGCUGCUGCCGCGGCUCUAGCAUCCCUGCCUUGCCUCAUCCCUCUGYGCCUGCUUCCCAUCACUGCUUCCCUCCACCACUGCCUCUCUCCCCGUCCCCAUCGCCGGGCCGGGUCGGGCCAGGCCCCCCGCGCCGAGCCGCCACGGGCCUCUAGUCGAGCCUUCCCGUGGCGGCCGGGGAUCCGGCCGGCGGGGCCCCCCGGACCGGAGCGGCUUUAAACGCUCUGGCCGUGGAUUCCCCGACCCAUCGCCCCGGCGCCCCGUCCCCUCGCGUCUCCCCAUCUGCUCCCGCUGCUGCUAGCAGCUCCCGGUCGACCCCUUUCCCCGGCUCGGCGCUGCGAGCCGGCCGCUGGAGCGGUGGCCGGAGCGCAGGGGCCGCUCGUGUUUCGGGUGUUGUGGUCUCGAGUGUGCACUAUGCAAUUGCUGCCACCCUGCCUUCGUGUUACCAGCGAGCGGAGCGGCUGACAGAGACUGCGGGCGAGGCCGCUGGCCGCCCCCCGGGUCAAACCGGGAGUCAUGGCAUGCUGGUACUGAGGGUCUUUUAAGCGUUUUGACAUGAAGGUUAGUAAGAGGUGAGCAACCCAAACUUGCUGCCAAAGCGUUGCCGUACUAGUUAGUCAGCAACUUGAUUAUCGUUAGCCGCGUCUUGCUCUUCGUGAUGCAGUGGUGCCCGAAAGGGGCUUACGCCGCAUCUGCCAUUAAUUAAAUUUAGGGAAAUAGCAGACUGAAUAAAUUCGGUGGUUUACAGCACUCCCUCUUGCACACAUAUAUUCCCUAUAACAAAAGCGUGCCAGCAGCCGUCUCUUCCUCUUGUAACCUAGCGACAUUAAAAAAAAAUUGUUUCGGAGUUGUUGGCUAUACUGAACAAUGCAACUUUUGUUUUAAAAGAGCUCUGCACUGCCAUCUUUGAAAGACACUUUUAAACUCGAGAACAUGUAUGUACAAAUAUCCUGAAAAGUUUUAUUGCCUCGUCAUAUCAGGGUGCUGACCUCUGGUAAAUCUUAUAUAAAAAAAAAGUAUUUAAAACUGGGAUUUGUUACCAGUCGCUCUUCAUUGUAUAUAGAAUUCUAUAAAUUGUAUGCUUUGGGGAUAAUUUAUUUWAAAAAAAAUAAUAAAAAGUUUUAAUUCCACAUCCUAUUUGCCAGGUAGCUGCAUUUGGUAUUCGUUUCUGGAAAAGGUACAGAUUUCACUUYAAAGGGAUACCAGCAACAGUGAUUAAGUGAAGUAUUCUCUAGAACAUCAAAUGUACAGUGUAUUUUACAGAUUGAAAGUUAACUUUCCUAUUUGGAGAGGUUUUAUGAACGUUUUAGAAUUGUAUAAAUGCGUUUUUGAGCUGCCUCAAACCUUGUAUUUUUUAUAGGAGGCAUAAAAAAGGCCUGUGUUUUAAAUAUGUAUGGCUUUUUGUAUUUUCUAAACGUGUAAAUUAGUAAAGAAAGAGCUUUAAAUAAUGGAUGUGAUGAAAUUGUUUUCCAGGGACACUUGAACUCUCAGCACCCGAGGUGUGGGGGUGGGGGAAGAGAGGCGGGGAUCAAACCACAGAAUAACAAACCAAAAAAAACAGUCAAAAAGCGAAAAUCUCUGUCUGCCUGUAAUACUUCACAUAGAUGUAAAUUACUGCUAUUCUUACUUUAAUGAAUAAUUACAUGCAAGAAGUAAAUACAGCUUUGAAAGUACUAAUUUAAAUGAGUGGUUGAUUUUAUAAUGCGUUGGCAUGGUAACUUGUCGGUGCCAGAGGAGAGUAAAGCAAUUCAAGGACACUGCUCCYGUGUAUAUAUGUGUGGAAUUACUAGUGCACCGCGCUUUCUCCGUGAAGGCACGUUGCUCUCACUGGCRCUUGUAGAAAUGCUUCUAGGCGUGCAAACAAGUGGUGAGAAAUACAUCACACAGAGGUGGCAAGCGUUUCGAACAAGGCCCGCGCAUGCAUCAAGGCGGCUGCAACAAAACGCAAAGUUUGCUAUUCAGCCUGCCUUCUCCCACAACGAAGAAUGCAAAAGUAAACACAGCAAUUACUAGAUCUUGUAAUACUGUGCUUAGGAGUUGCUUUGCAUCGUGCUGAAGCCUGGUUUGCUGCCAGAGCUACUGAUCUACACUCAAACGCCCUUAGAUAAAUAAUUACACUCUUAAGCUGUGUCGAGUGCUGAUACACUUGACCUUGUAAAUAGAAAUGUUUGCAGUAGGAAUAAACUCCAGCACUGGAAAAUCUUUUAAACAUUAACACAAAAGACAGAGCUCAGUCCUCUGGGGAUUUGAGUUUGGACUGCGUCA
Molecule: messenger RNA, 4364 nt
Organism: Malurus melanocephalus (red-backed fairy wren)
Lineage: Eukaryota; Metazoa; Chordata; Aves; Passeriformes; Maluridae
Gene: GAS1
Product: growth arrest specific 1
Exons: 1
Coding region: 1138-2121 (327 amino acids)
Biological process (GO): negative regulation of mitotic cell cycle
Source: RefSeq, a predicted model, not a curated record